GACUCAGUUUCGGCGGGUCGAAAAUUUUGACAACUCCAUACAUGGUGAGUCGAAACUGCUGCCGGUUAGCAGUCCUGUUUCGACUCACCUUUUUCACCAUGGUGAAUGACUCGCUGCGGUGAAUUGCAAACAAAUCGCGGCAUGGCGGCGAAUGACAUGAGUGUAAUGUACAAGGAAGAAAAAACGAGACGAAAAUAUGAGAAAAAAAUAACCCUACUUUUAUUCUAGGGCUGGCUCGGGGGGCACAGACCUGCCUGCUGUGCUUUUGCACACGUUUCUCUCUCUCUCGUCAAGCUUGCAUGCUCUUAUGUGUAAUUAAUUCCCUUUCCCUGUUUCUCUCGCUGCUGCUGAUAACAGUAUUGUUCGUACACACUAAAGGAAGAGAGAAACUUUUAAUCAAUGCUUUUAUAUAUGAUGAGGAAAUGAGAUUCGAACCAUAGUUACCGUAUACUUGUGCAUAACUGCUCCUGGAGAUACAUGCAAGGCCGUCAGAUCACUUGUUGGCUGACGAGUAUGCAGGACGCUUUUGUGAUUGGCGUGGUCAAUAUUUUGUAGGCCACAUAAAUGAUUUGACAGUACCUGCUCGAUAAAUUUUAUUGCACGCCGCCUUCUAUGUUAUGCUUGUACACGUGCAAUGGACAGAGAUAACACUAUUAGGGGGAUGUAGAUGCGUUUCUGUCAGUGGCAUAUGUAUGAUUGAUUUUUUCGCACGCCUCCGCGGCAGAGCUGUGAGCAAUCUUGGCUAGUGCAGUACAGUUAGAUGCAGUACAGAUUAUUCAAGUGCAAUGGAUGUGAACGCAGAAAACAAUAUUCUCCAGGAAGUGGAUCAAAACACGAGAGCAACAGGUAAGAAAAUGUGCGCACAUGUUAUUUAAUUGUAUCAUUUAAUGAUCGUUUCAUUUUGAAUUGUAUGUUACAGCUUCCAGCAUAAAUAAAACCCCGUUACCCAUAGCCAAUAAAAGAAAGAUCAUAAUGAUGCAAGCAGGGGGUAAAAGGAUCACUCACGAUUGCACUCCAAUCAUUCAUGAGCCGCCUAUUCUUCCCGAAACUCCAAUCGCUCCCAAACCUGUAGAAACAAAUGCUGAUUCAAUUCCUGCCCUGCAAAACAAAUCCUGCUACCUGUACCCUACUUUCAUCAGACACGGAAAACGCUCUAAGACAUCAGCAACUAAUCGAAGCUUUUACCAAACUAACUGCAUCAGUUAAUAACAUGAACUACAACAUGGAAAAACGUAUGCAGAACUUAGAGGGCGAAGUGAAAGGAAUGCAUCAGACGCUAAACAUCGUACGGGGGGAAAUAGAUGUUCUCAUGACGGCUAUCCUGCCCAGGGAGGGACUUCUUAGCAGGAGUGAGUUUGAGUUCCAACCAGUGUCUAACGAAACAGAUCUGUUUCAGUUGAACACAAGACUCGGCGCGGAUGAGGAAUUUAAAAGAAAAGUGCUCCAAUAUCUGCAGCAAGCUAUCUCAAAACCAGAUGUGAAUAACCGGCUGCACGAGGCUCUUGAUCUUUUAAUAUCGCGAAAGUUCAUGCCUCACAUUAACUGGAGCGGAAAAACUCACAACGAAGAGAAGAAGAUAGCCUUUUCAAGUUUAAGUAAUAUUUUAUGUGUGUUAAAAGAAGUUGGCGGAAAUCAACAGCUUGUGGUAACUAGCGACUAUUUAAAAAAAUUUCUCAUAGGAAAACUGCGUCAUGCCUUCGAACGACAAAAUUUGACCGAAGAACGCAAGACAUCAUGCCAUGUACACAAAAGAAAUACGAUGUAG
Molecule: messenger RNA, 1765 nt
Organism: Anopheles funestus (African malaria mosquito)
Lineage: Eukaryota; Metazoa; Arthropoda; Insecta; Diptera; Culicidae
Exons: 2
Coding region: 1079-1765 (228 amino acids)
Source: RefSeq, a predicted model, not a curated record